GGCACGUGACCCGUGCCCCAACAAUUCGAAGAUGGCGAUGAGCCCCAGAGGACUCGUGCCUGCUUGGCAAUGGACCCCUUGGCCUCUGGCCUGGAAACUGGCCCAGUGGCCCGGAGACAUCACCACCCUUCUGGAAGGAGAGGUUGGCCCCUAUACACGCGAGGUUGCGGUCCAGGUGUCCCCGCGCCGUGACUCCUCCGUUCAGUGCGACCUGGAGGGCCCCAUCCACGUCCGCCCAGAUCUGAGGCCACGUCCACUUCUUGGCCAGAGGCCGCAAGCCCAGAAGGGCCAGUUGGGGAAGGCCUCUUCACCAUGUGGAAUCGGCGCAAUAUGCUCCUACGUACCCUUGCGCCAUCCGCAAAACGUCAUCGCCACGGAAGGGGUUACCAGAACUAACAGUUCCCAGCCAGCAGGAAGUGACGUCACCAAAGCCCAGGAUCAAGGAAAUGAUGUCGUCAAAGCCCAACAAGCAGGAAGUGACCCGGCCAAUGCAGAAAGUGGGGGGGAAGUUGAAAGCGACCAUGUGACCGAAGGGCAGGAGAAAAGGAACUACCCGUCGUUUCAGUUUCUGGAACAGAAGUACGGCUAUUUUCACUGCCGGGAAUGUGGCACACGAUGGGAAAGUGCCUUCACCUGGUGUGUGUCCGGCACCUUCAAGGUUUACUUCAAGCAGCUUUGUCGGAAGUGUCAGAAGUCCUUCAAUCCUUACCGCGUGGAGGACAUCGUGUGUUCGCGGUGUUCGCGCCCCGUGUGCGUGUGCUCGUCCGUGCAAGGCCGCUCGUUCCCGCGAGCCCCGCGUCGCCCUCACCGCCAGGACCUGUGCUCGCGCUGCCGCGGGCGGCCGCUAUCCUGCGUGCGCACAUUCAGCUUCAAGUACAUCCUGUGAUAGCCCGCUCACCCGCGCGUGCGUGCGUGCGCGUGUGUACGCCGCGCUGGUCGUGCGCGCCGUACCACGUUCGCCGCUGCAUUGCGCAAAGGCUCGCGUACAUCGCAACGCUCGCCACAGUGCCACGACAUGUCUACGUACGAAUACACAAUUCGCCGAACCGCGCCGAUCAACAUGGAGUAUGGUCAAGUGAUCCUCGUUGUUGUCUGCUGUGCCCUGCGUAUGUGAACGCUGCGGUCAGUUGUUCUACGCAUGCCACCGUGUACUCUGCCAUGUACACAGGAGCACGUAUCAUGCAACACAUGUACACCACCAGCACCCAAAUUAGUGUCCUACACAUUUAUGCUGUGCACACAAGCAUGUACACGACAUUACGUAUAAGAAAACGCAUUGCGUCAUGUACUACCACGCCCUGUCCUACACGUGGUAACGUGUACAUAUCCACAAACCCACACCAAACCACACCGAGUGAAACGCAAGUGACAUACUCCUACCACUACCUUACUGCGUGCAUUGUCCUGUACGUCGUUCAAUUUGCACUUCGACGUGCACAUGGGGCCAUAUGUAUGACAACGUGCGACAUGCACACACCCCCAUCCACACACGGCACUUCUUACAACAGCGUAGUCUGCAGCGUGUAGGGCACAGCAUGUUAAUGAAGCACGUCAGAGACACAACCCCUUCACCAACCCACACUGACUAGUGUGGCAAAAUACGGUCCAAUGACCCCCAUGACUGCAUUGUAUUCAUAACAGGCUGUAAAUUAAGCUUCGACUUGGAUUGUAUUCUGUAAUCACGCAUGCACACUACACCAGUGAUUCUCAACCUUUUUGGUAUGUCAGCCCCCCCACCCCCCCCCAAAUUUAAAACCACUGAUUCCCUGCACCCCCCACCCCCUUUCCCUAGGUUCCUAAAGUCAGAAAUCGCGUGUCCUCCCCUCGAGUCAAGUCGGUGCUAGGAAUGUUAGUGAAGUGUUUGUUUCAAGGUGUGUAAUGGUAUAUUUUGUUGCCACGAUGCGACGCUGACAUUCCCAGUGCACGUUCAAACCUUCCCCUGCAUCAUGUCCAUCAUGCCGCAGCAAAGGCAACUCGCGGGUGGCUAAGAAGGCCGCUGCACUACAUCUUGUUAUCUUGUGUCGCCACAUUGUGCGCAACAAAUAAGACACGCGAGUGGGUCGGUGGGACGGAGGGGGGUCGUGGACAUUCGCGGGACUGGUGGUCAGGUUUCCACAGUAAGCCCCCUCAUGUGAGUUCGUAAACACACUCCGCUUCUUGUGGUUGUCUGCCACUGUUUUUGAAACCCAGAAGCUCCUGCACUGAAAAUGGAUCGAUGAGAUUUCAAUAAAUGUAAUG
This is a messenger RNA of Lethenteron reissneri (Far Eastern brook lamprey), 2238 nucleotides long. RefSeq names its product zygote arrest protein 1.L-like. Gene Ontology annotation, cellular component: cytoplasm. Gene Ontology annotation, biological process: translation. Lineage: Eukaryota; Metazoa; Chordata; Hyperoartia; Petromyzontiformes; Petromyzontidae. The record is from RefSeq and is a predicted model, not a curated record.